AUGGCUUCAGCAAUCGUCGGCACGCCUAUCGUACAGCCUGGAGUAAGGCAAACAUGGUCUAAUGAGACGGUUCUGUCGCCUAGCACGCUGCCGGCUUUCUUUUCGGGCUGGUCAACAUGGCAGUACAUCGUCACUUUCCUUCUUGGCGUCGUCGUGUACGAUCAGGUGAUGUAUCUCAAGAGGAAAGGCUCAAUUGCUGGACCUGCGUACAAGAUCCCCCUCAUGGGACCCUUCAUCCAGGCUUUACACCCCAAAUUCGAGGAGUACCUUGCCCAAUGGGCGAGCGGUCCCCUCAGCUGCGUGUCAGUCUUCCACAAGUUCGUUGUUCUUGCUUCUGAUCGCGACAUCGCCCACAAAGUCUUCAAGUCUCCAGCCUACGCCGAGCCAUGUAUCGUCCCCAUCGCCAAAGAUAUCCUCGGCCACAAAGCCUGGGUCUUUCUUCAGGGCAAAGAGCAUGCCGAGUACCGGAGAGGCCUGAUGCCCCUGUUCACCAACAAGGCAAUGGCAACAUACCUCCCAGUUCACGAGAAGGUGCUGGGCGAGUACUUUGACAAGUUCGUUGCCGCAAGCGAGGCAAACAACGGAAAUCCCAUGGCUUACAUGGCUCUCUUCCGCGAGAUCAAUUGCGCGCUCUCGUGCCGUACCUUCUUCGGCGACUACAUUUCUCAAGACGCCGUCAAGAAGAUUGCCGACGACUUCUACCUCGUCACCGCAGCACUCGAGCUUGUCAACGUUCCUCUCUCUAUGUACAUUCCCGGAACAAAAGUCUGGCUCGGAAAGCGCGUGGCUGACCAGGUCCACGCUGAGUUUGCAAAGUGCGCGGCCGCGUGUAAAGCCAACAUGGCCAAGGGCGCGACUCCGGCAUCCAUUGUUGACCACUGGGUUCUGCACAUGAUGGAGUCCAAUAAGUAUCGCGAGAAGGUUGCUGCUGGCGACACCGAUGCUGUGAGACCUUCAAACAUGAUCAGGGAAUUCACCAAUGAGGAAAUCUCAGAGACGCUCUUCACCUUCCUCUUCGCAUCCCAGGAUGCGUCUAGCAGUGCUACGACAUGGCUCUUCCAAGUCCUGGCGCAAAGACCAGACGUUGUUGAGCGCCUUCGCGAAGAGAACCUAGCCGCAAGGGGUGGCGACAGCACCAAGCCCUUUGACCUCCCCAUGCUGGAAUCGCUCACCUUCACCAACGCCGUCAUCAAGGAGCUCCUCCGUCUCCGGCCACCCGUCAUCUUCGUUCCCUAUCUUGCAACCAAGAACUUCCCUGUUACGCCGAAGUAUACCGUCCCCAAGGGAUCCAUGAUCAUUCCGUCAUGCUACCCAGCCCUCCACGACCCCAAUGUCUACCCGAACCCCGAGUUUUUCGACCCUGACCGAUGGAUCACUGGAGACGCCGAGUCCAAGACCAAGAACUGGCUCGUGUUCGGUGCUGGACCACAUGAUUGCCUUGCGAGGAGGUAUGUGCCACUGACGAUGGCUGCCAUGAUUGGCAAGGCGGCGUUGGAGAUUGAUUGGAAGCAUCAUGCCACGGAGAAGUCGGAGGAGAUUAGGGUGUUUGCUACAUUAUUUCCAAUGGAUGAGUGCCAGUUGAGCUUUACCAAGCGACAGUGA
Molecule: messenger RNA, 1602 nt
Organism: Colletotrichum costaricense
Lineage: Eukaryota; Fungi; Ascomycota; Sordariomycetes; Glomerellales; Glomerellaceae
Product: cytochrome P450
Exons: 4
Coding region: 1-1602 (533 amino acids)
Biological process (GO): sterol metabolic process
Molecular function (GO): iron ion binding; heme binding; monooxygenase activity
Source: RefSeq, a predicted model, not a curated record